AUGCAGCCAAACCAGGUGGAAAUUGAUGAAGCUUUGGCAGCGUCUCUGCUGUACGAUGAUCCUGAAUCGAUAAUUUACGAUGAAGUUACUGCAAGGCAGAUUCAACAACGAGAAGAAGUGAAUGGUUCGACCUCCCUUCACUGUGGAAGUUCAUCACAUCAACAAGGUCAUGUUGGGGGUUCCAUAGAUACUUCAUCUCACAGUUUUCAGUCUCCUCCUCCUAGUGGUGAUGUUGAUCCUGACAAUAUGACUUAUGAGGAACUGAAUGAAUUAGGAGAAUCAAUUGGAGCGGUCAACAAAGGAUUGUCCAAGAGUAGAAUCGAUCAAAUACCAACGUAUAAGUUUGGCGCGAGUUCGUGGUUUAGAAAGAAAGCUUCUAGCUCCGGAGAAACUGAGUGUUCGAUAUGUCUUAUUGAAUUCAAGAAAGGAGAUACGAUAUCGACUUUGCCAUGUGCUCAUAUCUAUCAUAAGGAAUGCAUUUCACAUUGGUUGGAGGAAAACAAGAUUUGCUGCGUUUGCAAAGCUGAAGUUGGACCAUAG
This is a messenger RNA of Brassica rapa (field mustard), 540 nucleotides long. RefSeq names its product E3 ubiquitin-protein ligase BIG BROTHER. Gene Ontology annotation, biological process: protein ubiquitination; negative regulation of organ growth; floral organ development. NCBI's taxonomy places the organism in Eukaryota, Viridiplantae, Streptophyta, Magnoliopsida, Brassicales, Brassicaceae. The record is from RefSeq and is a predicted model, not a curated record. Gene Ontology annotation, molecular function: ubiquitin-protein transferase activity; ubiquitin conjugating enzyme binding.